AUGGUGCUUUCAUUCAUCCUCAUACAGAAUCGGCAGGGAAAGACACGGCUGGCCAAGUGGUAUGCGCCGUAUAGUGAUGAUGAAAAAGUCAAGCUGAAAGGCGAGGUACAUCGCCUGAUUGCACCGCGAGACCAAAAACACCAGUCCAACUUUGUCGAGUUCCGCAACAUGUCCAAGAUUGUGUACCGUCGAUAUGCCGGCCUCUUCUUCUGCGCGUGCGUCGAUACAAACGAUAAUGAGCUGGCGUACCUCGAGGCUAUACAUUUCUUCGUCGAGGUGCUAGAUGCCUUCUUUGGGAAUGUGUGUGAGCUGGACUUGGUAUUCAACUUUUACAAGGUCUAUGCGAUCCUCGACGAGGUGUUCCUUGCGGGCGAGAUUGAAGAGACGAGUAAACAGGUCGUAUUGACGCGGCUGGCGCAUCUUGAUAAGUUGGAAUAA
Bipolaris oryzae ATCC 44560 is the source of this 438-nucleotide messenger RNA. RefSeq lists its product as uncharacterized. Gene Ontology annotation, molecular function: clathrin-cargo adaptor activity. The transcript has 5 exons. The record is from RefSeq and is a predicted model, not a curated record. Gene Ontology annotation, cellular component: AP-2 adaptor complex; intracellular membrane-bounded organelle. NCBI's taxonomy places the organism in Eukaryota, Fungi, Ascomycota, Dothideomycetes, Pleosporales, Pleosporaceae. The coding region runs from base 1 to 438 and encodes 145 amino acids. Gene Ontology annotation, biological process: clathrin-dependent endocytosis; protein transport.